Messenger RNA from Didymodactylos carnosus, 2469 nucleotides. Lineage: Eukaryota; Metazoa; Rotifera; Eurotatoria; Philodinida; Philodinidae. The record is from the annotation of a GenBank genome assembly.
ACAUUCGAAUGAGAUAAAAAUGACCAAUAUAUGUGUCACAAAUGAGAUAAAAAUGAUGUAUUUAUGAUCAUUGAAAACGAGCAUUUAUCGACUAUCCAAUUAAUGAUCUAAAAAUGGCUCAUUAAUGGCUCAUUAAAGAACACUCACAUGAUCCAGAUAUUAUACAAGUGAGCAUCCCUUAUCAUUCAUGAAGACAUCGACUCUCAUGUUUUAUUCGUUUUUUAGAAAUCUAUCAAAAAUACUCUAUCACAAUUUCGUCAUACACAUCACGAUCAAUGGCAUGAACAUCGUGAAAAAUUUACAGAAGAUCAACUUGCCACCAUAGCGGAUGUAUUGAUAUCUCCGCAUAGAGAAAAAUGUUUCUCCGAUUUUGACAAUGAAAAAAUCGAUCUUGUCGGACCACCAAAUUUGAAUCGACAAACGAAUAUCGAGUUGUUUUUUGAGUGGUUACAUAAACAUAAUGUUGAUACGAGUAAAUUUGAACUUUGUUCAUUUGACAAUUAUGGACUGGGACCAAAAGCUACGCAGGAAUUGGAAAAUUAUACGUAUUUAUCGAAACUUCGUGAAUAUUUUUCAUACGAUAUGUACAGAUGGGCUGUUAGCGUCGCAUCAACGAGACAAAAUUAUACACUCGAUGAUAAUUGUCAGUUAUUGUUGUCCAUGAUACCUGUUAUGGACAUGAGCAAUCAUCAAAAUGGCACAACAUGUGUUCAUUACAAUACAAAAUUGAAACAAAUUGACUGCAAUACAAUGAAUGAUACUAGAAAUAAUGAACAAAUAUUUAUGUUUUAUGGAAAACGAACAAAUCUAGAAUAUCUUAUACAUAAUGGAUUUGUACCGAAUGAAAAUAAUCCAUAUGACACUUAUAUUUUAAAACUUGGUAUGUCUUCUCUCUUUUGAACAAUGGUUACAGAAUAGAAUCUGAUGUAGAGCAUAAGAAUGUAACGCUAACGUAUUCUAAGUACAAUUUAAUUCAAAUGUCUACGCUAAUAAUAUAUUUGUUGAUCGUUGUCGUUUCCAUUUUCAGAAAUUGCUGGUGCUAUCUGCUACUUUUGAUCUAUAAAGAUAUUGACGAUUUUUAAAAGUAGGGUAUGGUCUUUUCAUUCUUCCUGUUCUAUUAGUAUUAUUUAGAAAAAAAUUAUAACAAAACCUAAAAACUAACGACGGAACCUUCUCAGGUAUAACCCUCCUUUUCCAAUCCAACCCACAUGGAUCGAUUGCCUACUUAGUGGUAGUACAAAGCGUAAGAGGUUUUAAUCAGAAAGCUCUUCCUUCAAAAAUUCGAGUCGUUUUUCUGGACAACUACUUUUUCAGAAACUCUAAAAGAAUAACUAAAACCUGUUGAAACCAAAUUAACGGAUAUCCCAGGUGAAAUUGCAUAAAAUCUUGGUGUAUUCUUCUCUCAUUUCCUAUUUAUAAAAAUAAUUCCUUUAUAUACCAAACGAUAGACAAUUUAAUUCUCUACAAGAUUGUAUAUUUAUUUUUAACAUUCAUCUUUGAUGUUUGGCAUAGUAACUCUAACAAGAAAAGCUCCAAAUUUUUUAACUGCACUACGCAGUUUUAAAGUGUAAACUAUUUUCUUCUUUUAAUUGUUUAUAAUGAGUACAAGAAAAAUUGAAAUAAUUUUACUACUGUCAAGUGGUAAAGAAUUUCAUGAUUAACAAAAGAGUUUACUUCAAUUACUAGUGGCUUUGAUACAUAAACUUCCAAAUCCACCGAAGUUUCUAACGCUAAAAAAAGUUUUUUGACUAUUUCGGUAUAAAAUCCAAAGUUCAAAUCAUUAAUUUAUAGACCAAAAAAUGCAGAAUUUUGCGCUCUGUUAGACUGUGUAACUUCUACAGGCACACGCCUCCUCGUCUUCUGUUAUCAUUUGCAUCGGCUUAUAUUUAUUUUCUUACUUUCAGCUUUGAUCAAUUUCGUUGAGCCUAUAUUCAUGUUCUUCAACUUUGCAACGGCAGAGCAGAGAAGAUAAAAAUGUAAAUAACUAAAAUCUUUGACUUGUUAGGAUUUAAUUUAUUGUCUACUGAACAAAAACAACAAGAUUGUGAUUUAAUGCUGAAGAAGAAACGCAACUGUAAUACUAUAGUAUUUGACCUAUCUUCUUUGAGCACACAUUUUUCUCUACUCGCAACUUAAUAAACGUAGUUCAAACGCAGAAGCUGGAGGUGGUAUGGGAAGUAGUUCACGGUUUAGCGAGUAUUUUUCGAAUAUAUAUAUAUGUGUUUCAAAGGUCAGGCUUUGCUUUUUUUCUAGAGAAGCGACGCGCAACAUUUUUACAUAUAAUAACAGAAAAUACAAUCUCCUUUGCAGAAUAAACGACCAAUUUCUCUGAUAAUUUCUCAUGUUUAUUCAGAAUUAUGAUCAACUUUUGAUCACUUAAAAUAAAAAAAAACGCUAUCACAACGGAAAAUUACAAAGUUUUAUUACCUUUUGAAACCGCGUUGUAUGUCUAUAGGUUCAAUUGGAUAA